Messenger RNA from Cajanus cajan (pigeon pea), 1752 nucleotides. Its product is annotated as homeobox protein knotted-1-like 2. The record is from RefSeq and is a predicted model, not a curated record. Gene Ontology annotation, cellular component: nucleus. Gene Ontology annotation, biological process: regulation of DNA-templated transcription. Gene Ontology annotation, molecular function: DNA binding; DNA-binding transcription factor activity, RNA polymerase II-specific. Lineage: Eukaryota; Viridiplantae; Streptophyta; Magnoliopsida; Fabales; Fabaceae.
UCAAAACGAAAGAGGGUUUUGUCAACUUCAUUCUAGACACGGUGACAUUGCCGGAUUUUGGAUUGCAGUGCUCCUCUCUCUCUUUCUCUCUCGUUUGUUCAUCACUUCCUGUACAACUAAUCAUGUGCAAUUUUCUCUCUUCUCUACCCUGUCUUUUGCCCAAUCUUUGGUGGUGCAAAUCACAACAUCACUUCCUCUUCCUUUAAAAUCCUCCCAAACCAUACCCUUGGCUUCCCUCACCACCAUAAAUUCAAUCUGACUUAUGCAGUUGACUCUGUGGUCCAUAUCACAAUAUAUUACCAAUCUUAGUCUUUUAGGGUUUUACGUUGCUCACCUCAUAAAUUUCCGCCAAUUCACAAUAACGUAGGGUUUGUUUCCGUCGUUUCUUCGUCAUAUUGAACCUCUAGUUCAUCUGGGUUACAAUAGCUGAUUGUGUUUGAGAGAGUUUUUUUAUUCUUUUUCUUAAAUUGAAUAAAAUGGAGGAAUUCACUAAUAAUCACCUGAGCGAAAACACAAGUCCAAGGGCAAAUUUGUUGUACUCCUUGGCUUGUGGUUCAAGUGUUGGAAAUCGCCACCAACAGCUUCCAUUCAACACCUUUCAUCUUCAAUCGGGUGGAUCGGGUCACUGUUUUCAACCCGAUCAAGUGAAAACCGAGUCCACCAACUUCCACUAUCCUCUAAUGAGUCCAAAUCUUCAAGGAGGGACUCAGAGCUCUGACGAAAUUGAAGCCAUCAAAGCCAAAAUCAUUGCCCAUCCUCACUACUUAAAUCUUUUACAAGUUUACACGGAUUGCCAAAAGGUGGGAGCUCCGCCAGAGGCGGUGGCGCGUUUGGCUGCGGUUCUGCAGGAUUUUGAGGCACGGCAGCGAUCUAUGGUUAGGUCCAGGGAAAGUUGCAAGGACCCAGAACUUGAUCAAUUCAUGGAAGCUUACUAUGACAUGCUUGUGAAGUAUCGAGAGGAAUUAACGAGGCCUAUACAAGAGGCUAUGGAUUUCAUGCGUGGGGUAGAAACUCAGCUCAACACGCUUUGCAAUGGAACCGUGCGGAUAUUCUCUGAUGAUAAGUGUGAAUACGUUGGUUCAUCGGAAGAGGUUCACGAGAACAGUGGUGGAGAAACAGAAGUGGCCGAGAUUGAUCCCCAGGUGGAAGACCGUGAACUCAAAAGCCACUUGCUCAGGAAAUACAGCGGUUACUUAAGUAGCCUUAAGCAAGAACUUUCCAAGAAAAAGAAAAAAGGAAAACUGCCCAAAGAUGCUAGGCAAAAGCUACUUAGCUGGUGGGAAUUACACUACAAAUGGCCAUAUCCUUCGGAAUCAGAGAAGGUGGCGCUGGCUGAAGCAACUGGUUUGGACCAGAAGCAAAUAAAUAACUGGUUCAUAAAUCAAAGGAAACGCCACUGGAAACCAUCGGAAGACAUGCAAUUUAUGGUUAUGGAUGGCCUACAUUCACAGAACGCAACUCUCUAUAUGGAUGGUCACUACUUAGCUGAUGGCCAUUACCGUUUAGGGCCAUAACCAUGCAUCCAGUAUUAUAUUAUAAAUAUACACAUUCGAUCGAGUCAAAAGUCAUAACUAGUAUUUAGUUAGGGCUUGAUAAGCCCUUUGGAAUUGUGAUGUAAAGUUUAGGUUUUCAUUUUGUGUUCUAUUUGUAAAUCCGUUUUUAAUGUUCGAUAUAAAUUAGUUAUUCAUACUUUGUUUUGAUAAGCCUUUUUGACAUUAAAAAAUGGAAUAAUAUAUUUUCUUAAAUUUGUAA